AUGUCAUACAACAAUUAUCUUGAUGUUGACUCUGCGUGGAACUGUGUAUCCGAUUCUGAAAACCCGAGAUGUGCAGUCAUGAAGCACACAAAUCCUGGUGAGGUCUACUGGCUAGCUGUAAUAGCUGAUCCAGGUAGCACCUUUGGUAGUAUUGAAGCCGCCAAUGUCAAAGCAGACAAGGGAUUCUUCGCAACAAAAAGAAAAGACAUCUAUUGUGUUGCUGAUCACAAGCUGACCAUCUGUUUCACUCACAAUAUUGUCCUCUCGGAGAUUCAAUACAACCCGGUUGUGAUUGAGAGAGACAUGUUCAGAUAUCAUCGCCGCAUGAAGGUCAUCAAUGGACCGUCUCUCAGCAAACGCUGGGUCUUGGACAGAGGCAGCACUCCCACCUACAGCCAAAGGAGUUGA
Messenger RNA from Brassica oleracea var. oleracea, 408 nucleotides. RefSeq names its product bifunctional purine biosynthesis protein PurH-like. Gene Ontology annotation, biological process: 'de novo' IMP biosynthetic process. The coding region runs from base 1 to 408 and encodes 135 amino acids. NCBI's taxonomy places the organism in Eukaryota, Viridiplantae, Streptophyta, Magnoliopsida, Brassicales, Brassicaceae. Gene Ontology annotation, molecular function: IMP cyclohydrolase activity; phosphoribosylaminoimidazolecarboxamide formyltransferase activity. The transcript is spliced from 3 exons. The record is from RefSeq and is a predicted model, not a curated record. Gene Ontology annotation, cellular component: cytosol.